This is a messenger RNA of Wasmannia auropunctata (little fire ant), 933 nucleotides long. RefSeq lists its product as uncharacterized. The record is from RefSeq and is a predicted model, not a curated record. NCBI's taxonomy places the organism in Eukaryota, Metazoa, Arthropoda, Insecta, Hymenoptera, Formicidae. The annotation marks the transcript as partial. The transcript has 3 exons.
AUUCUUGCAGGAUGCAACAAAGAAGCAAUCGCGGUUGCCAAAGCUGCAGAAUUGCAGUUUAUUAGGGCCGAAGGAUUUGUUUUCUCCCACGUGGGUGAUGAAGGUUUUAUGGAUUCAAAAGCUGGAACUUUAUUAAGAUAUAGAAAACAAAUCGAUGCAGAUAAUAUCCUCGUUUUCGUUGAUGUAAAAAAAAAACACAGUUCACACGCAAUCACUUCCGAUGUAAGUUUGUUGGAAACAGUAAAAGCUGCCGAAUUUUUUUUAGCGGAUGGUAUUAUAAUAACCGGUAACGCAACUGGCAAAGAAACAAACGUAAAAGAUCUUUUAGAAAUACAGGAAUAUAUCACAACGAAACUACCGGUGCUGAUCGGCUCAGGCGUGACGUUGGACAACGUGGACAAUUACGUAGAAGCGGCGGAUGCACUAAUCGUGGGAUCACACUUGAAGAUGGCCGGUCAGUGGGAGAACGCGCUUGAUCCAGUGAGAGUUCGAGCUUUCGUCCGACAUCUAAAAAACCGACGAUUGUAACAAUUUAACAGCCAACGAAGAACUGAAGGAGAUAAUCACUCAGCCACCUAGAAGGAACGGCAGCUGUUCGAUCAGCUGAGCGAACUCCCACUCCUACCCAACAAUCGCAGAUUGAGAUACAUUUGAACUAUUGGAGAAGCGCAGUAGUACAUGACCUAUCAUGGCUAUCACACGUGCUUUGUCUAGCAGUAGCGUACAUACUUUUACAAAAUAGUAUCAAUAGAUCCAUCAUAGAAAAGAUUAAAGGGAAUAUAUAGAUCUCUAUCGAUCAACUAAUAUAAUUUAUAAACAAUAAUAAUAAAAUAUAUUAAUAUACUGUUUUGCGUCUGCAAUCGAUUUAUCACAUGAAUAAUAUAAUGAGUAAUAUAGUAAUAAUGUUUAUUGCAAAGAUAAAAAUGCAAAGAU